Myripristis murdjan (pinecone soldierfish) is the source of this 345-nucleotide messenger RNA. RefSeq names its product ly6/PLAUR domain-containing protein 2-like. The coding region runs from base 56 to 337 and encodes 93 amino acids. The record is from RefSeq and is a predicted model, not a curated record. Lineage: Eukaryota; Metazoa; Chordata; Actinopteri; Holocentriformes; Holocentridae. The transcript is spliced from 4 exons.
GACAGGUACACAGCAACCUGCAGAGGUUCAGAACACGUCAGAGGGAAAUAAGAAAAUGAAGGUCUUUGCUUUCGCUCUUCUGCUCCUGGUGGCCGUCACCUAUGGUGAGGCCCUGCAGUGCCACAACUGUGUCCGUGAGGCGUCUGACAGUGGAGAUUGCGUGGAGACUGUGGAGACUUGUCCCCCAGAGAUGAACGCCUGCGCCAAAGUGACCUACCCAGCCCCUUAUGAGAACACCUUCCACAAAUCUUGCUUCAACAUGAUGGAGUGCCUGAAGCUGGGAGUUGCUCAGGGUCUGCAGGUCACCUGCUGCAACUGGGACGGCUGCAACAAAUAAGACUCUGC